Adelges cooleyi (spruce gall adelgid) is the source of this 1326-nucleotide messenger RNA. Its product is annotated as probable WRKY transcription factor protein 1. The coding region runs from base 395 to 1177 and encodes 260 amino acids. The record is from RefSeq and is a predicted model, not a curated record. The transcript has 2 exons. NCBI's taxonomy places the organism in Eukaryota, Metazoa, Arthropoda, Insecta, Hemiptera, Adelgidae.
CGUUGGGUAAUCUGAUAAGAAUACAACGCCACGAUCACGAACAUACUAUAUCUAACACAUUUGACAACUUAACAAAAUACAAAAUAAUAUGACCACUAAUUGUAUUUAGUUAUUAAUAAUGUCGUUAGAAUAAAUUUUAUCAUAUAAUAUGUCAAUUGUGUUGCUAGAUUGGUUUAUUGGAUUAUGUGCAAUCCGUAGUACGCGUCUGUUACGUCCUCGGCGUUAAUUGUGUGAUGUCGUUGUUUGAUAUACCAACAUUGAAAUUACCAGCCAUAAGAAUCAUCGAAUUUUAAAUUACAGAUUAAAGAAAAUGCCUGUGAUGACUGCCAGUAUAUUAAAACCAUCUACUGUGUACUGACUUGUUCGUAAGAGGAUAUUCGAUAAUAUUUUAUCAAUGCGACGAUCGGAGACCUCACAAACAAUAAAAAAACACAGGAUAUUAAGAAAUGGUAAAAUAUUAAUACCAACUAAGAAAAAAUUAAAAAAAAAAAAUACAAAUAGUAAUAGUCAGAUGUCACAUAACAAUUGUAUUAAAGCCAAUUAUAUUGGUUAUAACAACACGAAUGACACUGAUAUUUAUGACAAAUUGUUAAAUAAAUAUGAUCAUGUUUUAAAUGGUCGCAAACUGUUCAUAGUGCUUACCAAAUUACCAUCAAUAAGUCAAACACAAUUACUCCCAAACCAUCCAAACUUCAAUAAGAACAAUAAAAAAAAUACUAAUAAUACUACUAAUAAUAAUAAUAAUAAAAGUAAUAAUAAUAAUAAUUAUAGAAAUGGAUACAAAAAAUUAGAAAAUUUUAUCAGCUCUAACGAAAUUCAAAUAUACGAUAAUUUGGGAAUAAAAAUGAAUUUUAAGUCUCAGUUAAAUGUAGCAAAAAAUCAAGAACUACAAAUUCCAACUCCUACAAUAGUCAACAGUAUUAAUAAAAUAAAAAUAGUAAAACAAAAAGAUGAACAAGUUGACAAACGAAUAACACGUGGAAAAAGUAUAAAACAAAAAUCAGAAGAAAGGAAACAAUUAGAUAAAAUAAUGUUUGACAAGUUUCCAAAUAAUACAUUUAAAAAGUUUGCUGUUCGCCUUGAUGACAUCAGUAAAGAAGUAAAAUUUCUUAGUUCACUUGGAUUAACUUUCCGUUGUAAAUGUCCACUGACUUACAACAAAAAAAGAAGAAUGUAAUUUCAACUGGUAAUAUGUUUUCUCUUGUAAAUUUAUCACAGGUACAAAAAAAAGUAUAAAUUUAUUUACCUUAUCUAUAAUAAUUAUAUGUAUACUAUUAUAUCUAAUAAUGAGUGAAAAAGAAAUUGUAAUAUAAUUAUUUAUUAUUA